Messenger RNA from Salvelinus namaycush (lake trout), 3142 nucleotides. RefSeq names its product sialic acid synthase-like. Gene Ontology annotation, molecular function: N-acylneuraminate-9-phosphate synthase activity. The transcript has 6 exons. Gene Ontology annotation, biological process: carbohydrate biosynthetic process. Lineage: Eukaryota; Metazoa; Chordata; Actinopteri; Salmoniformes; Salmonidae. The coding region runs from base 1 to 1074 and encodes 357 amino acids. The record is from RefSeq and is a predicted model, not a curated record.
AUGCCUCUGAAAUUCGAACUUGGUCCUGGCAGGAUGAUUGGGGGUUCUAACCCCUGUUUUAUUAUUGCAGAAAUUGGACAGAACCACCAGGGAGAUAUUGAAAUCGCCAAGAAAAUGAUCAAGAUGGCCAAGGACUGCGGGGCAGACUGCGCCAAGUUUCAGAAGAGUGAGCUUGAGUACAAGUUCAACAAGCGUGCCCUGGAGCGUCCGUACAACUCCAAACAUUCCUGGGGAAAGACAUAUGGUGACCACAAGCGCCAUCUGGAGUUCAGUCAUGAACAAUAUAGAGAGCUCCAGAAAUAUGCAAAGGGGGUUGGAAUCUUCUUCACCGCCUCUGGAAUGGACGAGAUGGCUGUGGACUUCCUGGAUGAGCUUGAUGUGCCCUUCUUCAAAGUUGCCUCAUGCGAUGCCAACAAUUUCCCCUAUCUGGAACUGACUGCAAAAAAAGGACGGCCUAUGGUGAUAUCCAGUGGGAUGCAGUCAAUGGCGACAAUGAGACGAGUCUAUCAGACGGUCAAGGAACACAAUCAGAAGUUUACCAUCCUACAGUGCACCAGUGCCUACCCAUUGGAUCCUGAGGAUGUCAACCUACGUGUCAUAGCAGAAUACCAGAAGGAAUUCCCUGAUAUUCCCAUCGGAUAUUCCGGCCAUGAGAGGGGUAUCAGCAUCACCGUGGCAGCAGUGGCAAUGGGGGCAAAAGUGGUGGAGCGUCACGUGACCCUGGACAAGAGCUGGAAGGGCAACGACCACGAAGCGUCGCUGGAGCCUUCUGAGCUGACCGAGCUGGUCAGAGCCAUCCGCCUGGUGGAGCGGGCCCAAGGCACGGGCGUCAAACAGAUGCUACCCUGUGAGAAAGCCUGCCAUGACAAGCUGGGGAAGUCAGUGGUGGCUAAGGUGGUGAUACCCAAAGGCACGGUGCUGAGUAUGGAUAUGCUGGGGGUGAAGGUGGGCGAGCCGAGGGGCAUCUCUCCUGAAGACAUGGGUCAGCUGCUGGGCAAGGCCAUCACAGAGGACGUGGAGGAGGAUGGGAGCAUCACGCCACGUAUGGUGGACGGCUACAACAACAAGGGCUGAGCCAACCAGGGGUGCGUUCGUUCAGCAGGACACAACGUUGUGGAACGUUCAGAUAGAAAGAUGCUAUGUAAAACAAACAUGUUAAUAUGCUGACUAGACAGGUGUUAUGAUAUUGAUGGUAUGUCAGGACUGAUCAUCUGUUUACAUUUCACCAUUGUGGCUAGAUGGAGUAGACCUACAACUUCAUCUAGUGGACAACAGUUGUUUGACAACGUUAGUGUUGUAGCAACGUCUUACCCUAAUCCUUUUCCUCACUUUAACCUCAGUCUCCUGACCUGUUAUUUCACCUAACCUACUGUGUUGGUUCCCCUAACCUGCCACGUUAAUUAUCAUAACCUGCUAUGUAAACAGACCAUCAAUCCCAACUACUAUCAGUAUCACCAGACAGGCCACAUUUCGUGCGGGAGCGUUGCAAAAUAAAUGUACCCAUUAUUCAACUAUUUAACUGCUCACGGGUGUCUGCAUAGCCUGGCGCUGAAAUAGAAUUUGGUUCUAUUUCAGAACCUUAACACCUGCAAGUCCCCCUCUCCAUUUUACUCAUUGGUUUUCGCGAGCAUACUAACCCACGUGGGUGAUUGACAGUUGAACGAGAAGAGAUUAAUCAAAGAACCCUAUCUAAAAACUAACUAGGUUUCCCCUUUAAUCUGUGGAUUAAUUGUCGGAGUAGAGAACAUGAUUUUGUAUGAUAAAAAAUUCUGCAAAGAUCCAGCAAAAAAAGGGACCCUACAUUUAAACUAAACGAACAACCCAACGUUCAUGUCCCAGGACAAAUUAGCUAGCAAUAGCUAGCUAAAUAUCCAUGAAUGUGUUGUGUGUUUUGACCUGUCCCCAAAUGAAUAUACCGUAGUUGGUUUUGCUAAUUUAACCUGCGUGUCAUGAACUAAAGUCUGAUGGGGAUAGUCAAAAUCAACAUGUGUAUGCACUUGAGGGGCUGGUUUGGGGAAGUUGUAACCUGCUGACUACUGACAACACGCCUGCAUCCGCAUGCUUAUUUUGUUCAUCCACAUCAGAUGUGAUCUUGACACUCAGGUUAAAACAUCAAAGCCAACUGUGAACAGACUAUAUUAAUUUGUGGACAGGUCGAAACAAUCAUGGACAUUUAGGUAGCUAGCUGUUGCUAGUUAGUUUGUCCUGGGAGAUGAACAUUGGGUUGUUAUUUUACCUGCAUAUUGUCCUGUUUUUAGCUGGUUCUUUGUAGAAUUUUGACCCGGAGUCAUACAAAAUCGUGUGUUUCUCUACUCCAGCGAUAAAUCCACAGAUGAAAAGGGAAACCUAGUUAAUUAUCUUUAAUUAUUCUCUCCUCGUGUCUGUCAAGCAUCCACGUGGGUUUGUAUCUUUUUCCUUAUAUCCAAUAAGGAGGCGACAGUCAACACAUGUGCAUCUCAAAUAGAACCAAGUUCUAUUUUAGCUCUUGGCUACACAGAGGCACGUUUAAGCAUGUGAGAAAUGUGGGGGAAAUGAUUGAAUAACAUGUAAGUACAGUUGCAACGCUCGCACACGCAAUGUAGCUGGCAAGGUUAAAUAUGGUAAACAAAAACUUAAAAUAAAAUAAUUAAGAAAAACAUUUGAAAAACUAAAGCUAUACUGAAACUAUAAUUUAAGCCCUUUUUUACUAAUGGGGUUUUCGAACAAUGAUGUGCAUAAACCCUGGAUGACUGACAGGUGGCGCUGUAUUGAAGCCACCGUGCAGCCAUCUUGGUAAUCCUCCUCAAUUAAAUGUUUUUAUUUUGGAAGUGAUAGAAAUGCAUUUGUUAAUGUCUACAUUAGUUGCAUCAUCUCCCCCCCCCCCCCCAAAAAAAAAUGAUGGUCAUUUCUGUGUAACAAUCAAUAUACUGCUGGCUGUCACCCAAUAAUAUAUUUUUCAGAUGCAAAAUUCUACAAUAUCACAUAAACAUAACAUGUUAAACGUGGAUUUUUUUGCUGUUGUUGCAGCUGUUGUUGCAGCUGUUUUUUUCAGCUGUUAGUGAAUGACAAGUUUAACCUUAAUAACUCUAGCUGAAAAUGUUAUUAGUUACAUAAUAUUUACUCUGCAUCAUAAGUGUUCAUUGUGGACAAUUAAAAAAUGUUU